UGGCGUGCACAGUUACAAAGUGGCCUUCACGUCGUCAGCGGGUGGACCUUCUGACGUGUUUCUUUUAACGAUGAAUAAUCGAGACCUUUUUUAUGAUCAGAUCGACAUCAAGUUCUGUAGUGAAUUCUGUUCAUUGUUGAAGUCAUGACACGGGCAGCGACAAUCACAGGGUGGCUCUUCACGAUAGGACUUAUUUCAGUCGUUGCUACAACCACAUCCCCUCCCACUACAACAGCUACGAGUACACAAAGACCUUCUCCUGGAAAUACUGACGCUGUUAGACCAGGACCUCCAGACAAUACUGUAGUGGUAGUUGUGUGUGUCGUCUUUGGGUUGUUGCUGAUCGCUGGGACUGUGAUUGGUGUGGUCAUAUACAGGAGAAGAUGGAGCAGGAAGACGUGCGCAGAAGUGCUUGAUGAAAGGCCCUAUACAACACUGCAACAUGGAGCGAGUGUCCUACAUGAAUAUGGAGUCAUCAGGAACGACACCACACAGGGGACGUGUACGUCUCAGUCAAAGACUUAA
Molecule: messenger RNA, 525 nt
Organism: Haliotis rubra (blacklip abalone)
Lineage: Eukaryota; Metazoa; Mollusca; Gastropoda; Lepetellida; Haliotidae
Exons: 5
Coding region: 145-525 (126 amino acids)
Source: RefSeq, a predicted model, not a curated record